UCUGGACAGCCUGCCGGCACUGACAGUACUUCUUUACACUCUCUCCCGGCGUGGAUUAUUAUCUGUGUUGUUGUUGUUUUGGAUUUGUAUUUUGGAUGGCACUGUUUAAGGGGAAAAAGAUUCCCACCACUGGGAAAAGUUCAAGAGUUUGUCCUGGAACAGAGUGAGGAGAGGAGGAGGGAAGAUAGCAGCAACUUUCCCCCUCAUCUUAGCCUCCACAGGCGUUUCUUCUGUGGGAGAAUGGGGGCUGGAGCUAUGACCAUCUGUCACAACAAGACAGCGGUGCAGGUUAAAGAAGACAUGAAGAAGAUGGUCCAGAUACCCAUGCUGCGACCCAGGACAGUCAAGCACACCAAGCUGUUUGGAGUGUCCCUGUUUGAGCUGCAGGAGAAGGGCCUGGUGGAGAAUGGUGUGCCUCUGGUGUUGAGGAGGAUGGUGGAGCAUCUCCGCAAGCAUGCCUUGGAUCAGGAGGGUCUGUUCAGAGUCAAUGGGAAUGUGCGUGCCGUGGAGACCCUGAAACAGCGUCUGGAGAGCGGCGAGGAUGUUGACCUUCUCAGUGAAUCUGAUUCAUGUACGGUGGCGAGCUUACUCAAACGGUACCUCAGGGACCUACCAGAGGGUUUGGUAGACUCAGCGGUCCAACAGGCGCUGAUACAUCACUACCAAGAGUGCGGUGAUGAUGUCUCCUGGUCAGACAUGAGAGACCUGCUCCAGCAGCUACCAGACGUCCACCACAGCCUCCUCCGCUACCUCUGUCACUUCCUCACCCUUGUGGAGUGCAACCACAAGGAAAACCGCAUGACUGCCUUCAACCUCGCCACCGUGUUUGGACCCAGUGUCUUCCACGUGGCUCCUGGUUUCGAGGCAAUAAAGGACCAAAAUAUCUGCAACAAGAUCAUGGUCAAGCUCAUCCAGAACUACAGCAGCAUAUUUGAGGCUGACAGAGACAGAGAAGGCAACACAGAAGAACUGUCGACCCUUAUUAUCGUCAAGGAGGCACAGAUGUCAGACGCAGACACAAAGAAAUCACCCAGCCACCCCAGUGCAAAGACACCAACACCAGUUCCCAGGACAAAGGCUGCACAAAAAAAUCCACCACAAUCUGCAGAAGCUCUGAACAAAUCCUCCACUAACACUCCGCAGCCGAGGCCGAGGAAAAGGAAGGUGAGGAAAGGGAAGAGUGACAGCAUGACUCAAGUUCUUCCUCAGCCUCGGCCAUGUCGUUCUGAAAAGUUGCCCAAUGCAAGGCCCCUGUCCAUACCAAUAAUUUUGCCCCUGACCUCCGAGCUGAGGAGCCCCAGUCCAGAGGCGAUGGAGACAGCUCCCAUUCCGCUGGAUCGCCAAGAUACCUCAGACACUGCCUCGCAACUGAGCCACCUCGAUGUCAGCCCUUCUGGCAGCAUGGAGGCCCUCAGCAGCUCCCAAGAAGAAGAGAGGCCAAUAUCUCCUUUCUAUAUGAGUAACCACCUCUCUCCUGUCCACUGCAGACCAGAUGUGGCAAAUUAUCUGGACAGGACGAUACGUUCAGCAGUGGAGCAGCACCUCUUUGACCCUCUAGGGGACCAAAGUUCAACUUCAGAAGACAGUCACUUGACCCCGUGUCCACCAUCUCCAAGUGUAACACCAACUGCCCGACAGAGACGUCGACACCAGAGAGAGCAACAGGAGGAGGGCCAGAGACACAGAGAAAGAAACAGAGCCUCAUCCAUUAGAGCCGACACUAACAAGGAGAACAUCCCGUCGAGCAGUGCAAGCAGUUCAAGCAGCGUGGGUGAGGACACGAGCAGCAGCUUCGACACACAGGGAGGCCAGAGUGGUCACGCUGAGCGGACCCCCAAAGCCAGGAAGUCGAAACACAGCCCGACUCUGGUGCAGCUCACUGACAACCAGGACGCCAGCGCACUCACUGAAUGUGUUGGUGAGAGACCUGCAGCAAACCACAUGGAGGCGUUUCAGAAAGGGAAUGACAUUUCAAGGAAGUACGGCCUUGCUUCUCCUCCACAGACGUUCAGGAUGAAGAUCCAGGAGUCGCCCGUCACUUGUGACACGGGGAGGGUCGGUGGAGGUGGAGGAGAAGUGCGAGGCUCGGACCCGGAUUGCGAGAAGACGAGCUGCGAGGACGUGCCCCGGCUGGACCUGACAGCACUCACCGAGGACAACAACAACUGGGGAGAUUCUCCAUUCUUUAACACUCCCUUCCUUGAUUUCAAACGCAUUUUUUACUCAAGUUGUUGUGAUGAACCAGUCCCGGCGUACUCGUCGCUGCAGAGGGAGAGCAUGGACCGCGAGGAGGCCCGACUGUCCCUUCACGCUGGAGGGAGACUGAUCCGCCAGCUGCUCGAGGAAGACAGCGACCCGAUGCUUUCCCCUCGUUUCUACGCCUUCGGACAGUGCCAGCAGUACCUGGACGACACCGAAGUGCCUCCCUCACCACCAAACGCACACUCAUUUGUCAGUCGCAGACGGAGUUCGUCUCUCGGCUCCUGUGACGAUGAGAAAGAGGAGCUGACAUCCGCCCAGCUUACAAAGAGGAUCCAUAUACUGAAGAAAAAGAUCCACAGGUUCGAGGAGAGGUUUGAAGAGGAGCGGAAAUACAGGCCCUCCCACAGUGACAAAGUUGCAAACCCAGAGGUGCUGAGAUGGGUAAAUGAACUGGCCAAGCUUCGCAAAGAACUAAAAGAACACAAGCUGAUGAAGUCUGAAGAGGACCUGCCGCCUCUGACCCGUCAGCGCAGCAACACGCUGCCCAAAAGCUUCGGCUCUCAGCUGGAGAAGAAACCCCAGCAGGAGAAAGUGGCAAAGCCUCCGGUGGAAAGCACCCUGGAGACGAUUAUGAAGAAGCUGCAGGAGAAGAGGGAGGAGGUGAACCGCCCAGAGGACAUCAAGGAUAUGACACGGGAGCAGAUUGGAGCCGAGAAAAUCGCCCUGCAGAAAUCUCUCCUCUACUACGAGAGCAUACACGGCCGUCCAGUCACCAAGUGCGAGAGGCAAAUCAUGAAACCGCUGUACGACAGAUACCGUCUGGUGAAGCAGAUCCUGUGCAGAGCCUCCACCAUCCCUGUCAUUGGCUCUCCCUCCAGCAAGCGCAGAGGUCCCCUCCUUCAGCCCAUUAUCGAGGGUGAAACCGCACUCUUCUUCGAUGAUAUCAAGGAGGAAGAGGACGGCUCAGAGGACGACGGAGAGUCAAAGACGCAGUUCACCGUGACCGUCCGGCCUGAAAUCAGCGUGCUCGGCUUCCUGGAUCACAUGGACGAGGAAGCGGACGGUUUCAUUUCACCUGUGGACGAACUCUCACCAUCCAAGAACACGACAGACAUGAGGCUGUCCAACCUGCACUCCGCCACCAUGCAGGAACUUGUGGAGCAGCUCCAAGAAGCUCGAGAGGACAAGAAGCGACUUCGUAAGGACCUGAAAGAGUUUGAGGACCAGUUUUUCAGACAAAACGGAAGAAAUGUGCAAAAGGAGGACCGCUCCCCGUUGGCAGCGGAGUACAACGAAUACAAGCAUGUUAAAGCCAAGCUGCGGCUGCUGGAAGUCCUCAUCAGCAAAAGAGACUCGACUAAGAUCAUCUAAGAACAAAUAAAAGACUGAAAAAAGGACCUGGUGUUUCAGUCUGCGGAGACACAGUCAGACACAUCUCACCCUGUCGGAGAAAAGCUCUCCCUUCUCGUUGCCAUCUGUGCCGCUCAUGUUUCUGGCUCGUGGAGAAAAACAGCCCGUUAAUCCGCUCUGUCGGGCACGGCGGGGUUUUCCUCUGGAGCCUCGCGGAGAGCCGGCGACCCACGACUGAUCCGGAGCGACACGAAAUCACCUGAGAAGUUCACGUGAAAACCAAACCUCACCCUUCACAAGAGGACGUUUUUCUCAGUGACUAAGCAAAGACGCACACAAAAUAACCUGAAUCACACUUUUAUUGCUAAUAAUUUAUUUCCUUAUAUUCUUCUGAAUGUUUUUUUUGAACAGAAAAGUUAUUUUUCUCACGCUUUACUGUAGAAGUCUUAAAAGAAAAAAAAAACUAGAAAUGAAAUUAUUGCUAUUUUUAAAAAGAAGGACUUUGCGAUCAAGAAGAUUUAUGUGUAUUUUUUUAAGGGAGACUAUUUGUAUAACUUCAAUCAGCUAAACAGUAUUCACUAAAUGAAUAGCUUAAUCUAUUUCAGUCCUGCCCAUCAUGUAACGUCUGAAAUAAUCUUAAUGUUGCUUCUCUAGAAGUUAAAUCGAGUAUUUGCUCACUAAAAGUUUAAAACAACCCAAAGACGGCAACUCAGAGUACAAACUGCGAACCAAAACAGCUCAUAUCCAAUAAAACAGCUUAUUUUUGUGAUCACUGGUACUUUCUUAAACACUUUGACUGUACAUUUUUUAUUAUGCUCUUUUCCCCUUCAUGUCAAAUAAGCUAUUUCUCGUCUUGAAAUCACUGGUAUGUUUUCGCUCACGCUGAUAAACAUUGACAAGGACGUUUGAGAGUCUGGAGGACAGGACCGGCCGCUGAAAAGCUUGUUUUGUUCCCAGCAGUCUGUGUUUCCUUCUCGUCCUCUCCAGAGCUCUUCUUCUUUCUUUCUUUCUUUUUUGUAAAUAUGGAUCACUGUGUAUGUUUACAUUUCUGUGAGUGAGUACAUUUUUCCUUUCUUUCUUCCAAAAUGGAUGAUUAUCAGUGUGAAUUUUCGUUUUUACUGAAUGUGAACACUGGCAAGGCUUAAUGAAUUUUGAGUGUGUACAUUUUAGUACAUAAAUUGUAUUUGUAUUUUGUAUAUAUUAUGAAUGAAAUCAUAUUUUUACUGAG
Molecule: messenger RNA, 4780 nt
Organism: Larimichthys crocea (large yellow croaker)
Lineage: Eukaryota; Metazoa; Chordata; Actinopteri; Sciaenidae
Gene: fam13a
Product: family with sequence similarity 13 member A
Exons: 26
Coding region: 241-3573 (1110 amino acids)
Biological process (GO): signal transduction
Source: RefSeq, a predicted model, not a curated record